Molecule: messenger RNA, 1482 nt
Organism: Amorphotheca resinae ATCC 22711
Lineage: Eukaryota; Fungi; Ascomycota; Leotiomycetes; Helotiales; Amorphothecaceae
Exons: 4
Coding region: 1-1482 (493 amino acids)
Molecular function (GO): protein binding
Source: RefSeq, a predicted model, not a curated record
AUGAAUAAUACCCUGACCGCGGCCUUGGGAGCAUUGCGGCACGCGGAUGGCAAGCCCGACGUACUGGCACGAAGGUCCGAGUUGGAUGACCUCAUAGACCAUGGCUUGUCAAGCUCAGAGAUACGACAUCUCCGAGCUCGACUCAAUGCCAUAGGCAUGAAUAAGGAUAUCUGUAUGCACCUGCCAAUAGAGCUUCUAAUGUGCGUCGUCGAGCACCUUGAUCUAGAAGACAUCAUGAAAGCCCGCUCAGUCUCACGAGCAUGGAACGAGAGAUUCUCCUCCCCCGAUUUCUGCCUCGGCGUCAUCAAACUGCAUUUCCGGUCUACGUGGGAAGCAUCCUACAAGUCCUUCGACAGUGAAGCCCAGCAGCUGGCAAAGAUGUCUCCCAGCAAGUGGCUUCCACGCGCAGCUGUGGAUCGAUUUCGGAGACGUCGUGGCCAGUACCGCUCCGUAGAGUGGUAUUUCUCUGAGGGGGCUUCGAGCGAUGAUCCUGUGGAAUCCCAGUAUAGCCAUGGCAGGGUAGCCUUCAAAAUAGAUACCCCUCCCAUUGUUGUCUUAUCUCUGAACCCAGACGCAUCACCGCAGGUGUUUAUGGAUCCUGACCGCCAACCCAUAGGGCCCUGGCUGCUCUCAGAUCAAUUCUUAAUCGCGCAGAAAUCCCAUCCUAAACAUACCGUUAUGGCAUGGGAUUUCAACCGCAACUAUAUGGGGAAUGUGCGACUUCCAAGCAGUAUUCGGCGAAUGUCCGCAUAUCACGAUAAAGUAGGACUAAUCACCGAAUCUAACGAAGCUCUGGUCUGGCACAUUGGAGGACCACUCAAACAACUCGAUACAGCAAACGUACAAUCGAAGCUUAGCGGGUUUCCAACUUGGGGUGCAUCUACCAUACUUUUUCACCCGAUCGACAAAGAGACUUCGUUUGUCUUCUCCCAAGCCUGGAAAGGCCCAGAUAGUGGAGACAACAGCUACACAAUCCGAUUAAUCGUCGAGGAAUUUACCAAAGAGCAAUCUAAAGGCAUCUAUCACGUCGACAUCAUCCACACCGCCCCAGCCGAUCCUCGCAGGCCACAGACCACCACUUUUGAUCCCGGUCCCUUAAGCAUCGUCGUCGAUGAAGACGGACGCUGCAGUAUAGGAUGCAGACCGCGACACGACCAAGGGUAUCCAGGGCCGGACAUCACCGCCCUGGCGCUCUUCGACAUGUACGACAAGAACUUCGAUACUCGCCAUCCUUACCUUCCUGACCUCCCUGGCGGCAGCAUGCGAAGUCUCCGGGAACAGAUUACGGACAUGGGCUUGGCGAGCUUGAAAAUUCAGGGCCGGAACGAUAUAGAUGAGGUGGGGCCUAUAUACACUGUCGAGGGCGAUGAUAGAUUCAUCGUCCUCUUUGGACAACUUGGGUGUGUUGCAGGAUGCUUUGAGAAAAGCGUCUCGAUACCAGGAGUGUGUUGGCAACAGAGCCUGGAACGUUCGGCGUCCUAA